Messenger RNA from Macroventuria anomochaeta, 2289 nucleotides. Its product is annotated as methylenetetrahydrofolate reductase 2. Bases 263 to 2224 code for a protein of 653 amino acids. Gene Ontology annotation, molecular function: FAD binding; methylenetetrahydrofolate reductase [NAD(P)H] activity. Gene Ontology annotation, cellular component: cytosol. Gene Ontology annotation, biological process: tetrahydrofolate interconversion. The transcript is spliced from 2 exons. The record is from RefSeq and is a predicted model, not a curated record. NCBI's taxonomy places the organism in Eukaryota, Fungi, Ascomycota, Dothideomycetes, Pleosporales, Didymellaceae.
CGUACAUGCAAGUCAUUGUGUGUUGCAGCCAUGACUUAGAGGAUGAACAAGCAUCUCUAGACGGAGCUACAUUCAUCCUGCCGUUGCUGGGGCUCCUGCCGCUCGAUCGAGCAGUAAGAUCCCGCCGCCGAUCGCGGUUGCCCCACCCGCGCCGCUUUGUCUGCCACAGCUCUGCCCUCGUCCACAAUUCCAUCAUUCGCCGCCAUGACCCUGCGCACCUCCCACCACCACUCCUUCUGUGUGAAGACAGCGCAUUGCCACGAUGGAGAAGAUCACGGAUAAGAUCAACGCCCUGCCUGAUGGCGCCAACUACUUCUCGCUCGAGUUCUUCCCGCCCAAGACGGUCAUGGGCUUCGCCAACCUCCAGACCCGUCUCGAGCGCAUGUCCCAGGCCCUACGUCCGCUCUUCGUAACUGUCACUUGGGGCGCCGGCGGCUCCACAGCAGCAAAGUCCCUCGAGCUCGCCGAAUUAUGUCAGCGCCAAUUGGGCCUUACAACAUGUCUGCACUUGACAUGCACGAACAUGGACCGCGUCCUCGUCGACGAAGCCCUCGAACAGGCCAAGGUGCUCGGCAUCCGCAACAUCCUGGCCCUGCGUGGCGACGCGCCGCGGAGCGAGGAGUACAGAGACGAGGAUAGGGCGCCACAGCAGGACUCCAACAAGGACUUCACGUGGGCCAUUGACUUGGUCAAGUACAUCAGGAAGCAGUAUGGCGACUACUUCUGCGUUGGUGUCGCUGCCUAUCCAGAAGGGCACUCGGACGAGAGUCAUCCUGAGCAUCAAAAUCCGAGCUACGACAUCCCGCAUCUUGUGGAGAAGACGCAGGCUGGUGCAGACUUCAUCAUGACGCAGUUGUUCUACAAUGUGGACAAGUACGACAAGUUCGAGAGUAUGCUCAGGGAGCAUGAGAGUGGCGCGUUCAAGACAAUACCGAUCAUUCCGGGGUUGAUGCCGAUUCAGAGCUACUCAAUCCUGCGGCGGACGACGAAGCUGAGCCAUGCGAAUCUGCCGGCCGACCUUUUGGCGAGGCUGGACGCGGUGAAGGCCGAUGAUGAGCUGGUGAAGAAGGUCGGUGUCAAGAUUCUAAGCGAAAUGGUCGAGCACAUCAAGGCGCGGCCGGAUACUGUUAGACGAGGAUUUCACUUCUACACACUCAAUCUGGAGAAGGCAGUAUCGCAUAUCCUGGAAGACACACACCUGAUCGGGCAGAUCCCCGCGGACGAGGACGAGGACGCGAUUGAGACGACUCCAGCCAUCAAUCUGGAGCCACCAUAUGGCGUACCAUCAAACAAGCAAAGACGCCGACUGUCAUCUCUGAACUCGAGUCCACACAACAGAGUUAUCAUGGAACGAUUGUCAGCAUCGAAGUCUCAUCAGUCCUUCGAGACGUCCGACACAGAAGCCAGCAUCCCCCGUGGGCCUAUCAGCACACGCGCAAACACACUCGCCAUCUCAGAAGGUGAAGGCUCACUCGGACGUGAAGCAACAUGGGACGACUUUCCCAACGGGCGCUGGGGUGACGCGCGCUCGCCCGCCUUCGGAGAAAUUGACGGCUAUGGUCCUACCCUGCAUGUUUCCAACGCCUCAGCUCUCAAACUCUGGGGCCACCCCGUGACUCAAGACGACAUCUCCAACUUGUUCAAGCGCCAUGUCGAAGGCACUCUCGAAGCCCUGCCCUGGAGCGAACAGACACUGAGCGAGGAAACGAAAGCCAUCGCCCCCCAGCUCCUUGCCCUGAACGCAAAGGGCUGGUGGACAGUUGCCUCACAACCCGCCGUCAACGGCGUCCGCUCCACCGACCCCGUCUUCGGCUGGGGACCGAAGAACGGUUACGUGUUCCAAAAACCCUUUGUCGAAUUCUUCGUCCCCUCUGCCGCCUUCGCUCAGCUCAAGCCCCGUCUCGACGCCCACGAACAGAUUACAUACUUCGCUGGCAACGCAGCAGGCGACCUCGAAGCGAGCCAAGAGGAUGCAGUCAACCCAGUGACAUGGGGCACGUUUGCGGGCAAGGAGAUUGUCACGCCGACAAUUAUCGAGGCGGUUAGUUUUAAGAGUUGGAGGGACGAGGCGUUUAGCAUUUGGAAGGAGUGGCAGAGGAUUUAUCCGACGAAGAGUGCGACAGGGAAGCUGUUGAGGGAGACGAGGAAUGACGUCUGGUUGGUCAAUGUCAUCUGGGGAGAUUUUGUUGAGGGCAAUGGGUUGUGGGAGUUCUUGGGAGCAUAAAGCUAAACAGACCGAAGAUCUUGACGGACCGUGUAGCAUUAGCUAGCAGAUAAAGUUGAGUAAAG